UCGCUCAGGCAUCGGAUGAGACCGUUUGACGAAGAUGGCGGACUUGCUGUCGUCAGGUCUGGGAGAGGAACAGGAGAAGGAGAAGAAGGAGGACAAGGAGUUGGGUGGGAAGGCUGCCAAAACAGAGGAGAACCAGGAGAAAGACGGAGUCACGGAGACGUUGGGGUUCAACGAUAAAAAUGGAGGCAGUAAGGGGAAGAAACGCAACCUGUCAGACUUGUCUCUGGUCAGAUUUAUAACCACUGAGCUGACCAGAGGAUACUUCCUGGAACACAAUGAGGCCAAAUACACCGAGCGCAGAGAGAGGGUCUACACCUGCCUCCGCAUCCCCAAAGAGCUGGAAAAGUUGAUGACAUUCGGCUUCUUCCUCUGUCUGGAUGCCUUUCUCUAUGUUUUCACCCUGCUGCCCCUCAGGGUGAUUCUGGCCCUUUUACGGCUCCUCACGUUACCUUGCUGUGGCCUCAGUGGCUCCCGCCUGCUCCAGCCGGCUCAGGUGUGUGAUGUGCUGAAAGGCUUCAUCAUGGUGCUGUGUUACUCUAUGAUGAGCUACGUGGAUUACUCCAUGAUGUACCACCUUAUCAGGGGACAGUCCGUUAUCAAACUGUACAUCAUAUACAACAUGCUAGAGGUGGCGGACCGCCUGUUCUCAUCAUUUGGUCAGGACAUCCUGGACGCUCUGUACUGGACAGCCACCGAACCCAAGGAGAAGAAGAGAGCGCACAUAGGCGUGAUUCCUCACUUCCUCAUGGCUGUGCUCUACGUCUUUCUCCAUGCCAUCCUCAUCAUGGUUCAGGCCACCACUCUAAACGUAGCCUUCAACUCCCACAAUAAGUCCCUGCUUACCAUCAUGAUGUCAAACAACGUGAGUAGAAUGCACACAGAAACACUUAACUCAAUUAAAAGGACAUGCUGCAUAAGCUCAAACAUGUUUUUUUUUUUGGGGGGGGGGGUGGUUCUGUUGCAGUUUGUGGAGAUCAAAGGAAGCGUGUUCAAGAAGUUUGAAAAGAACAACCUUUUCCAGAUGUCCAACAGUGACAUAAAAGAGAGGUUCACCAACUACAUCCUCCUGCUCAUCGUCUGUCUGAGAAACAUGGAGCAGUUCUCAUGGAACCCUGACCAUUUGUGGGUGCUGUUUCCUGAUGUCAUCAUGGUGAUAGCCUCCGAGGUUGCCGUGGACGUUGUGAAGCACGCCUUCAUCACCAAAUUCAAUGACAUCAGUGCUGAUGUAUACGGAGAAUACAGAGCCAGCCUUGCCUUUGACCUUGUCAGCAGUCGACAGAAAAACGCUUACACAGACUACAGUGACUCAGUCUCCAGAAGAAUGGGCUUCAUCCCCCUUCCUUUAGCUCUGCUGUUGAUCCGAGUAGUAACCAGCUCAGUGAAGAUCCAGGGUUCGCUCUCCUUUAUGUGUGUGCUGCUGUUCUACCUGGGGAUGAUCACUCUGAAGGUGCUCAACAGUAUCAUUCUGCUGGGGACAUCUUGUGUGUUUGUCAAAGAGGCCAACAUGGAAGAAAAGCUCUUCAACCCUCCACCCUCAGUUGUCUCCAGCCGAGCAAACUCCAGAGCUCACCACACCAAACACGAUCCCACUUCACCAGCGCAAGAACCCACGACCGAAAAAGGAGGAAUAUCACCGGCAGCAGACAGCUCCCCGCCUGACAACAUGGCAGAGAGCUCUGCCCCGACAUUUCCCAAGAGCGACUCGGACACGUUCUUGACCACGCCAGACGAGGAGGACGAUGGCAAAAUCAUCAACGCCAACACGGGACUGGAAGGGGACAGAACGCCCAAGAAAGAUUUGCUGGAAAUCGACCGCUUCACCAUCUGUGGCAACCGAAUAGACUGAGUGCCACAUAGAACGACCAGUCAGCGUCAAACCUGGCUUCAUAGCAAGGUUCAGGGAUCAGACACGGGUCAUGGAGCAUGCUCAGACCUGUCAUAGUUUUGUGCGCCUGACCCCCGGAGUAUUUAUUUAUUUAUUACUGACAAAACCAGCCAAGACAUCAAGCUGUUACUACAAGCGUCAGAGGUCCCUGCAGAUGUUUCCAUCUCGUCCAGUCGGUACCUCGUGAACCAGGUAAACUCAUAGGAUGAGUCUUGGUUGUCGUGGCAAUCUGAAGACAUGCUUUGCCGAUGGCGAAGAUUGGGAGAAAACUGGCAUUCGGAUUUGGAGCAGGGCACGAAGCGAGAAACAAAAACUGUCCCUGUGAAAUAGGACAACACGGGUCGCUUAGGGACGUGAAAGCUGGACUGUGCGAGUACGUGUUCAAGAGCACAAGCUCAUAUCUGUACAGUGCAGAGUGGUUUUUUUUACAUUAUUUUCAUUUCAAAAGCUUGAAAAAUUCUAAUAUUUGAAAUGAAGUUUUUAUGAAGAAUCUUAGAUCUUUUUAAAUGUAGCUGCAGGUGAUGAUCGAAGUCCUCGGAGCACGGCCGCGGCGCCACACACGCAUCCAUUAUAAUCAGCUGCAGCUGCUCCACUGAGCACAGAAUCUGCAAACAUGGCCCCUGCUCAUCACCAAAAACUAACGAGUUGCUUAAAAAAUGAGUACAUCAAUUCACAAAUGAUUGACAAAUAAAUACCUCCUCGUACCAGAGACUCUGCGACGCAUCAAAGCAGUGGGUGUUUUUACAUUUCACAUUACAGUAAAUCAAUGUUUUUUUUCUGUGAACCUGUAGUUAAAUCAAUCCAGUUAAUUGAAACUCAAAGUGAACAAUAAUCAAAACUCAAAGUGCACACAGUGAAGCUGUCACCGCCCCGCCCCAUCAUUACCGCAUCCGUGCCCCGUGUAUUUCGGCUGACAUUAACGCAUUAUUGAAAUCUCCAAAUUGCUCUGCAGACACACACAUUUAAAAUGAUUUUGUUUAAAGUGAGUUACGAUCUGUGGGACGUGGCUGCAGUGACGAGAAAUACUGUCUGGUCACGGAGGCAACUUUACCUUUUUAGACGCAGGUAAACAUUUUGGAAGUUUUUUGUAUGGAGCUGUUUGUGUUUGCUACUUUUGAAGCACUGAGAUAAGAUGCUGCCUGUUUGUAAAAAUACACAAGUAUUUAUUUUGAAGUGGACUCCAAGCCAGACUGUUUUGGAUGAUGUUUCUUUUUGAUGUGAAGUCGAUUUUUUUUUCUUCUUCUUCAAUAUGCUCUGUGUACAUUCACCAUUCAAGUAGUCCACAGAUAACCACGUCUUGGUGUAACACCAUUGGGUUCUUGAUCUCAUUUCAAAUUCAAGGUGCGAGGCACUGGCAUACCAGCAUCAAUUCAACAUGUUUUAUAAAUCAGAUUACAUGGAGGAAGGUGACAUGUUAAAGGAUACCUGAAGGCCGAGAGACAGUGAUGAGGGUGAAUGACCUCUAAAUAACAGGAAACAUAAAGUAGGAUCAUAUAGCACUGUUUUUUUAUUUUUUUAUGCCAGCAAGCUGCACAAUAACAAAAGUCAGACUUUAACCCUAAAGGUUGCUGGCAUUGUUCAUUGGGGUCAUCAGCUGCUGGCUUUGGUUACUAAAAGAAGCCCAACUGAUCAAAGUCCAAACUAGCCCCAAGUUCUCUCACACCAUUUCAUUACUAUCGAGAAAAAAAACUUUGAAAAAAAAGAACAAAAACAAAACGUCUUUUAAUAACGCUCACAGAAAAUAAGGAAUUAGAGUUGCAACUUGGACAAUAGAUGAAAUGAGCAUUGCGCAACAUACAUUGUUAAUAACAGGGAAGCAAACAAAGAAGACCACAGUUCUCCAAUUUUUUUUCUCAUGUUUCAGUGAAUGGGCAUUCUGGGGUUUUCAUCGAAACACCAGGUAUUUAUUGUUCAUCAAAAAUAGGAUUGGCUUCAAUGUAAUACGCGAGAGGACGCAAGUGGGUCAAAUCUAACCCGACCAGACAGUCAAUACAGUCAAAUAAGUGUGUGUGUGUGUGUGUGUGUGUGUGUGUGUGUGUGUGUGUGAGAGAGAGAGAGAGAGAGAGUGAGUGAGAGAUCAUUUGCAGUGCAUGAAUGGAUCGCACUACCUAAAGACAUCGGAUAUUUCAUUGUUUUUAAUUUUUCAUGUCCAUAUCAUUUAUGUAACAUAUUUCCUACAUCGUAGAAGGAGAAUAAACCAAGAUUUUGUUUUGUAA
Cyclopterus lumpus (lumpfish) is the source of this 4101-nucleotide messenger RNA. RefSeq names its product transmembrane anterior posterior transformation 1b (gene tapt1b). Lineage: Eukaryota; Metazoa; Chordata; Actinopteri; Perciformes; Cyclopteridae. Gene Ontology annotation, biological process: positive regulation of cilium assembly; maintenance of protein localization in endoplasmic reticulum. Gene Ontology annotation, cellular component: endoplasmic reticulum membrane; ciliary basal body. The transcript is spliced from 13 exons. The record is from RefSeq and is a predicted model, not a curated record. The coding region runs from base 35 to 1846 and encodes 603 amino acids.